This is a messenger RNA of Sorghum bicolor (sorghum), 1393 nucleotides long. Its product is annotated as peroxidase 42. The coding region runs from base 205 to 1209 and encodes 334 amino acids. Lineage: Eukaryota; Viridiplantae; Streptophyta; Magnoliopsida; Poales; Poaceae. The transcript is spliced from 2 exons. Gene Ontology annotation, biological process: response to oxidative stress; hydrogen peroxide catabolic process. The record is from RefSeq and is a predicted model, not a curated record. Gene Ontology annotation, cellular component: plant-type cell wall; plasmodesma. Gene Ontology annotation, molecular function: peroxidase activity; heme binding.
CAUUCGCGUCUCUUUCAGUAGUAGACGAGAUAUCACAUCCUUCAAUAGCAGCUUGCUUGUAAUAUCCUAGCUACUAUAGCUUUCUAAGAUCGAUCUUAUUGGGUACGUGAAUAUACAAGGAUUAAGGAGGAGAGCUAGCUAGCUUAUUAGGUGAGAUCAUAUAUAUAUAAUAAGCUGAAGAUUUAAGUAGCAGCAGUGCACAUCAUGGCGAUGCCGACGUCGACGUCAACCUGCAAGCAGGCCACGCUACUCAUGGCGUUCGUCGUGGCUGCUGCCCUGAGCACGGCGACGACGUCGUCGGCACAGUCGCCGCUGCAGUACAACUUCUACGGCACAUCGUGCCCGCUGGCGGAGGCCACGGUGCGCAACGUCACCGCUGGGAUCAUCGCCAACGACCCCACCAUGGGCGCCGCCUUCAUGCGCCUCUUCUUCCAUGACUGCUUCGUCAGGGGCUGCGACGCCUCGAUCCUGAUCGACCCGACGAGCAGCAACACGCAGGUGGAGAAGAAGGCGAUCGCGCUGCGCGGGUACGCCGCCGUGAACACGAUCAAGGCGGCCGUGGAGGCGGUGUGCCCCGGCGUGGUCUCCUGCGCCGACAUCCUGGCCUUCGCGGCGCGGGACACGGCGGUCGUCUCCGGCGGCUUCCCCACCUUCGACAUGCCCUCCGGCCGCCGCGACGGGACGGUGUCCAGCUUCAUCGAGGUGCUGCAGAACAUCCCGUCCCCGACCUUCAAGCUCCAGGACCUCAUCAACAACUUCGCCAAGAAGGGCCUCAACGUCGACGACCUCGUCAUUCUCUCCGGCGCGCACUCCUUCGGCCAGGCGCACUGCUCCUUCUGCAACGGCCGGCUGUACCCUACCGUCGACCCCACCAUGGACGGCACCUACGCCGCCGGGUUGAAGACGGUGUGCCCGGCGCCGGGCAGCGGCGGCGGCGACCCGGUGAUCGACAACAACCGGGUGACGGACCCCAACGUGCUCAGCAACCAGUACUACAGCAACCUGAUGGCGGGGAAGGUGCUCUUCGUGUCGGACCAGCAGCUCAUGAACACAAGCUACACGGCGGCCAAGGUGGCCAACAGCUCCGCUGACGCUGCCACGUGGAUGAGCCAGUUCCAAACGGCGCUGGUGAAGAUGGGCAGCAUCCAGGUGCUCACCGGGACGGCCGGCCAGGUCAGGAAGUACUGCAAUGUCGUCAACAGCAGCUAACGGAUCGGCCGGCUCACUAGCCUGUUGUUCGAAUAUUGGUUCUAGAAAUAGAACACAAUUCCUCUGUAGCUGGCUACAAAAUAACUUAUUUUGUAACCAUUUUGAGUUACGAUAAUUACUAUAUUAAUUUACAAGAUUAUAGUAACUCCUUACUAAAUGGUUUACUAUAACAUUACGGUAAAUA